AUGGAUGAAAAAAAUGUAAAAAUUACAAGUUAUGAAAAAAUAGAAGAUAGACAAAAAAAUAAAAUUAAAAGUUAUAUUAAUGACAACAUAAAAAUUAGUACCAAUAUAAGAUUACAUCAAAAUGAGAUAAUAUCAAGUAAUGAAAAGAAAAAUAAAUUAUAUAAUUCAAAUAGUAUAAAUAAAAUACAAAGUAACAUAAAUGUAGAGAAUGAUAAAAAUUCAUUAAGUAAUAAAAUAAUAGAUUUUACACAAAAUAAAAAAGUGUUAGAAAACCUUUCAAAAGAUGAAUAUAAUGAUAAAAAUGAUACGAAAAAAAAAAAUACAAAAUGCAAUAUAAUUAUGAAAAACAAAAACAAUUUAAUAAAUGAUUAUUCAAAUUCUAAUAAAAAAGUUGAUUAUUCUAAAAAUAAUAAAAAAUGUCUUUUAUAUAAAGAAAAUAAAAAUAUAGAAAAAUACAAUUGUGAUUCAGAAAAAGGAAAUAUAAUACCUUCAAAUGAUCUUAUUACGUAUAAAAAUGAUUUAAAUUUAAAUCAUAAAAGAAAAAUAGAUACAGAAGGAAAAUUAAGUAACAAAACAAAUAUUCAUAAAUGCAAAUUUAAAAAGUAUGAUUUUAUUAAUUCUAAUUCAUAUAACAAUUCCAAUACAAUUAUAAAAUUUAGAGAAAUGAGUAACAUUAAUAAUAAAAACGUAAAGCAUAAUAACAAUGGUUUUUAUGAGAAAAAAGGAAUAAUGCAAGAUAAUUUAGAUAAAGGAAGCUUGGAAGAAAUGAAUAAAGAAAUACCUAGUUUAUCAAAUAAAUCCACAUUUACUGAUAAAAAAAGUGAGGAAAAACUUCAACCAAAUGAUUUAAAAUCAAAUAUGGAGUAUCUAAAUAACAAUGAUACUUAUAAUCAAAAUAAAAAUAAAGGGGCGGAGUCAAAAUAUACCGAUAACUCUUUACAAAAUUAUAGUGACACAAAAAGUAAUAAUCUUAAAUAUAUUAAAAAAGUGUAUAACUACGAUGAUGAAAAAUAUAUUAAAAAUAAAAGUAUAGGAAAUAAUAUUAUUCCAUCUACGAUUCACCAAAGAAAUGAUGAAAAAACAAAAUUAAAUAAAAAUUUUUUAAAUGAAGAAAAAUGGAUAUUUAAGAAUAAAAUUAAUGUGAAUGACAAUUAUUUAAAAAAUAAAAAUAAAUAUAAAAAAUCAAAUGAAUUAAAUGAUGAACUGUUUAAUGAAGAUACAUUAAAUGAUUCAGUAAAUUUUAUUCAAAACAUAAAUAAUGAAAAUAAUUCACAUACUGAAAAUAAUUAUAUUCAAGAAUUUGAAGUAAAUGGAAAUAAAAAUGAGGUUUUGAAAAAAAAUAAUAAAAACAGAGAAAUAAAUUGUUCCAGUUUUGAUUUUAGUAAUUCAAUAAAAGGUAACUAUAAUUAUCAAGGAAAUCAUUAUAUUAAUAAUGUUAUUAAUCAAAAUAAUAAAAUUUCUAUAGAUAAUUUAAAUAAUGAAAAUAGUAUAAAUGAUAAUAUAAAAUCAAAAGAACAGUUUAAUAAAGAAUCAUUACAUCAAAAAACAAUAAUCGAUGAAGAAAUAACAUGUGAUAAAAUUCCUGGAAAUGUUUUAGGGAAUUUUAAUUCCAAUUACUUGACUGAAAAAAAUUACUUUAAGGAGAUAAACGGUAAGAAGGAGAAAUUUAGUAAAUGUUUUAAACAAGAAAAUGAUAACGACUCUACAUCUAUUGAAAAUUCAUAUAAAAUGAAUGAACAAUUUGUCAAAAGAAGUUUGAACACAAAUGAAGAAAAAGGAUCUAUCGAUAUAUAUGAUUUGAAUUAUAGAAAUAAUAAAAAUAAUAGUAAAGAAAUAUAUGAAAAUAUAGAUAAUUAUACAAAUAAUAACAUAAAAAUGCAUUCCGAAAUUGAUUAUGAUAAUUCUACUAUUGAAAAAGUUAAUGAUACUUCUAAUUAUAAUUUGAAUAGUGAUAAAUAUAACAAAUGCUUUUCUGUAGGUAAUACAGAAAAUUUUCAUAACAGUAAAAGUAUAUUGAACAUUAGUAAUGAUUAUAAAAAUUGUAAUUAUAAUGAAAUUAAUAUUACAAAAAAUGAAGAUAAAAAUGAGUUAAGUAAAAUGACUUCGAAAAAUGAAAAUAUUAAUUGGAACACUAAUACAGAAAAUAUUUACAAAGAGAAAAAAAAUUGUAGGCAUAUUAAUCUAUUUAAUGAAAUACAAAACAAGUAUAAGAAAAAACUAAUUGAAGAAAAUUUAAAUUUAAUAAAAAAUGAAAAUAUAGAAAAUGAUGUACAAAAUAUGGAUAUUUGUUCUAAUAAGGAGAUAAUAACAAUGGACAAUGAGGAUAUACAAGUUUUUGAGGUUGAGAAAAAAGAUAAUGACAAUGUAAUUAUUGAAAAUGAGAAAGGGCUAUUAAAAAAAGAAGCAAUCUUAAAUAAAAACAAAAAUUGCAAUCUAAAAUCUGCUAAUAAUUUUUGUGAUAAAAAUAAUAAAAGAAAAGUUUUAGUUAAUAAAUAUAAAAAAUUUUCAUCAAUUAUUUCCUCUAAAAGUAACUUAUUUUUUAAUAAAAAAGUCAGUAGUGAGUUAAAAACUAUAAAAAAAAAUUUUAAGGAAAAUAAUAAAAUAAAAACUUUAUCAAAAAAUGAAAAUAAUAGUUUUACUAGAUCAAAUACAUAUGCAAGUGAAAUGAGUGGAAGCAAACUUAGAAAUAACAAAAAUGAUAAAUAUAUGUAUUCUAUCAAUAAUGACAAAAAAAAAAAUGAUAAUUCUAGCUCAAUUAUUCGUAAUUAUUAUAAAAAAAUAAAUAAUACUACUAUCAUCAGUUCAUCAAAUUCUAAUAAUGUUUUAGGAAAGGAUAAAUAUAAAAGUUAUAAUAAUUUAAUUGUUAAUAAUUAUCCUAAAAAUUUGAAUAUGAAUAAAAAUAUAGAUAUUUGUGGCAAGAAAAAUUUAAGUAAUUUAAUCUUUACAAAAAAUAAAAACAUUGAUUUUACAUUAGGUGAAAAAGAACAAAGAAAUAUAAAUAAUUGUGAAAAGAAUAACAAAAUAAUAAAAAUAGAAAAUAAAAUUAUAAAUAAAGAUAGAGUUAAUGAAGAAAUAAAGAAUGAACAUAUAAAUGAUAAUGUAGUGAUUAAUAAAGAAAUAAAGAAGGAACAUAUUGAUGAUAAUAAAGUGAUUAAUAAGGAAAUAAGGAGUGAAAAUUUAGAUGAUAAUAAAGUGAUUAAUAAAGAAAUAAGAAGUGAAUAUUUAGAUGAUAAUUCACUAUCUAAUGAAAAAGUAAAAAAUGAGGAUAAUAUAAAUAAUGAACAAACGAAAAAUGGGAAACGUGGAAAUAUCAGUAUUUGUAAAAAAAUAGAAAAUAAUUCAAUUAAGAAAAAAAUUACUGAAAAUGAAAAAAUAAGUAGUAGUAUUAGUAGUAAUUCUAGUAAAUAUUUGAAAAGUAAUUUAAACUUAAAAAGUGGAGAUACUAUAAAUUCUAAAAAUACAAAAUUAAGUAAUAAUAUGGUUAGAUAUAAGACAAAAAAAAAUAUAAACGAAAAUAAUAAUAAUUUGAUUAAUAAAAAAAAUGAAAAUAUUUCUGAUAAUAUUGAAUUGAGUGAAAACAAAAAAAUUAUAUAUACUACUAGUAAUAGUAACAGUAGUAAAGUUAUAAGAAAUAAAUAUAAAACAAACAUGUAUAAUAACAAAGAAUCAUAUAUAAAAAAGUUAAAUGUAAUUAAUAGAGAAAAAGGAAAUUAUAUUGAACAAAAGAAGAAAAACAUAUAUGAUUACAACAGCAAUAAAUAUAUAAACAAUAACAAUUUUAAAGAUAUUAUUAAUGAAGAAAUGGAAAAAUAUAAAAGCAGUAAUAAGUAUAAAUUAAAAAGUAAUUCAAUACCUCCAAAUACUCAAAGAAAAAAUAAAAAUAAUAAUAUUUUAAUAAAAAAUGGAAAACAAAUGGAUUGUAUAAAUAAAAAGGAGAAAACUAGUAAAAAUAUUGUAUUGAAAAAGCAAAGCAAUAGUUGUGAUGAUAAUAACAAAUCUUUAAAGAAAAUAAAAAGAGACAAUUCAGAAAAAAAAAAUUCGAACAAUUCAUCUAAUAAUGAAAAGAAAGAAAUUUCAUAUUUUGAAUGGUUAGCUAAAGAAAAAAAAAAAAAAGAGGAAGAAGUCGAUAGAAAAAAUAAAAGUAAAAUAAAUGAUACAUUAAAUGAUGAAGAAGAAAACUUAAUGCUACAACCAUUGUCAGCAUUUAACUUAAGGCAAAAUCAAAAAAUUUAUGAGCAAGAUGAUUUUAUAGUAGAUAAGCAUCCUAUAGGUAAUGGAAGAACAGGUUUAGUUUUUAAAGCUAUAAUAAAAAAAGAAAAUGAAAAGGUGGCCUUAAAAGUAAUGGCAAAAGAUACUAUUUUAACUUUAAAUAUAGAAAGACAAGUUUUAAAAGAAAUAAUUAUUCAAGCUAGUUUAAAACAUAUAAAUAUUUUAGAACUGAUUGCAUAUUUUGAAGAUAAAACUCGUUUAUUUUUAAUUUUAGAAUUAGCUAAUGGUGGUUCUGUAAGAAAUAAAAUGAAAUUAAAAUCACAACCAUUGAAAGAAGAAGAAGUAGCUUUAUAUGUUUAUCAAAUUGCAGAUGCUUUAUCCUACUUACAUAAUUUCAAUAUAAUUCAUCGUGACUUAAAACCUGAUAAUAUACUAAUUCAUUAUUCUGAUCAAUAUUUAGAUAAUAAAAUAUACAAAUAUGGAAUUAUAAAAUUAGCAGAUUUUGGUUUUUCUUGCCAAUUAAAAAAUAAAAGACAAAAAAGAAGUACAUUUUGUGGUACUGUUGAUUAUAUGCCACCUGAAAUUAUUAAUCAAAUGCCAUAUGAUUGCAAUGUAGACUUAUGGUGUUUAGGUAUAGUUAUUUUUGAAUUGUUAGUUGGGUUUCCUCCUUUUACAGAUGAUACUCAAGAGAGAAUAUUUAAUCAAAUCAAAGAACUGAAUUUUCAUUUUCCUAAAACAGUCUCUUUGUCAGCUCAAGAACUAAUUUUAAAAUUAUGCAGUAGAACUGCUGAAGAGAGAAUUUCUGCAGAAGAAGUGAAAUCACAUCCGUGGAUAAAGCAGUUUUUACAAGAUAACGAAAAUGUUUUAAAAAUUUAA
Molecule: messenger RNA, 5085 nt
Organism: Plasmodium gallinaceum
Lineage: Eukaryota; Apicomplexa; Aconoidasida; Haemosporida; Plasmodiidae
Gene: ARK2
Product: serine/threonine protein kinase, putative
Exons: 3
Coding region: 1-5085 (1694 amino acids)
Biological process (GO): mitotic spindle organization; protein phosphorylation; regulation of cytokinesis
Cellular component (GO): spindle midzone; spindle pole centrosome; spindle microtubule
Molecular function (GO): ATP binding; protein kinase activity
Source: RefSeq, a predicted model, not a curated record